AUGGAGGACAACACAGCAACGCUCCACCUGGACAUGGAUCACCUGCUGCUGAUGAUGCUGCUUGUGCUGUGCAGUUCAGGACUCCAGGCUGAAGGAGAACUCACCUCAACAGAGACUGUCAGGUUAGUGGGGGGGGGCAGUCGCUGUGCAGGGACACUGGUGCUUAAACAGGGAGAAUGGAGACCAGUGAGUUACAUUAAAGAAGAUUAUUACCCUGACUGGACCCUGAGGAAAGCAGCUGCUGUCUGCAGAGAGUUGGACUGUGGCUCGGCGGGUUCUGUAGAAGGGAGAAAAGAGUCCUCAGGCAGAUCUGUGUGGAGGAUCAGGUCUGACUGUGUUGAGUCUGGAUAUCCUCUGAGGGAGUGUGCAGCAUCAUUUUCCUCUUCCUCCAUCCUCUAUAUCACCUGCUCAGACUCUGUCAGGCUGGUGAAUGGGACCAGUCUGUGCUCAGGCAGACUGGAGGUGAAGACUAACCAGUCUACCCAGACCUGGUCCUCAGUGUGUCAACAGGACUUUGACCAGCAGAAUGUAGAGGUGGUCUGCAGGGAGCUUGGCUGUGGGGCUCCUUCAGUCCUGCAGGGGGCGCUCUAUGGAGACGUGGAGCCUCCAAUGAGGACCAAAGAGUUCCAGUGUGGAGGCCAUGAGUCUGCUCUCCUGGACUGUAGAAGCUCAGACUCAGAUAGAAACACCUGCUCACCUGAAAAAGCUUUUGGACUCACCUGCUCAGAGCCUGUCAGGUUGGUGGGGGGAGCCAGUCGCUGUGCAGGAUCACUGGAGGUGAAACAUCGUAGAGAAUGGAGACCUGUGGGUGGCGAUUAUCAUUGGCCCCUGAAGCCGGCAGCUAAGAUAGCAGCUGCGGCCUGCAGAGAGUCGGACUGUGGCUCUGCUGUUUCUGUAAGAGAGAGAGAAGAGUCCUCAGGUAGAUCUGUGUGGUGGAUCGGGGCGGAUUGUGUUGAGUCUGGAUCUUCUCUGAGGGAGUGUGCAGAACCAAUAUACUCUGCUUACACCUUGGAUCUCACCUGCUCAGACCUGCUGCUUCAGCCCAACAUCUCUGUGUCCUCCUCCAUGGACGGGGUCUCCGAGGCCCAGCAGCAGGGGUUCCAGGUGUUCAGGGGCUCCAACUUCACCAUCAGCUGCUCCAUCCAGCCACAGUACCCAGGAGGCUCCUUCCAGCUCAGCUUCACCUCCUCCGACUCAGCACACAACACCCCCCAGCCAGCUGUCAAUCACUCUGCCCACUUCCUGUUUCCUGCUGCAGAGCCCGCCCACCAAGGAAACUACAGCUGUGUUUAUCAGCUCUGUGUUUUCUCUCAUGACUUCUCCUCUGAGAGCCGUGUGCUCUCUCUCAGCGUCACAGACCUGCUGCUUCAGCCCAACAUCUCUGUGUCCUCCUCCAUGGACGGGGUCUCCGAGGCCCCGCAGCAGGGGUUCCAGGUGUUCAGGGGCUCCAACUUCACCAUCGGCUGCUCCAUCCAGCCACAGUACCCAGGAGGCUCCUUCCAGCUCAGCUUCACCUCCUCCGACUCAGCACACAACACCACCCAGCCAGCUGUCAAUCACUCUGCACACUUCCUGUUUCCUGCUGCAGAGCCCGCCCACCAAGGAAACUACAGCUGUGUCUAUCAGCUCUGUGUUUUCUCUCAUGACUUCUCCUCUGAGAGCCGUGUGCUCUCUCUCAGCGUCACAGACCUGCUGCUUCAGCCCAACAUCUCUGUGUCCUCCUCCACGGACGGGGUCUCCGAGGCCCAGCAGCAGGGGUUCCAGGUGUUCAGGGGCUCCAACUUCACCAUCAGCUGCUCCAUCCAGCCACAGUACCCAGGAGGCUCCUUCCAGCUCAGCUUCACCUCCUCCGACUCAGCACACAACACCCCCCAGCCAGCUGUCAAUCACUCUGCCCACUUCCUGUUUCCUGCUGCAGAGCCCGCCCACCAAGGAAACUACAGCUGUGUCUAUCAGCUCUUUGUUUUCUCUCAUGACUUCUCCUCUGAGAGCCGUGUGCUCUCUCUCAGCGUCACAGGUAAGCUGACUGUUUACAGGUUUGGAGAAGAUGAUUGGUCCAAACUGAUUGACAAUGAUCAGCUGAGCUCAUGAUUCUGAUGCUGUGAUGUCGUCGUGUUGCACAUGUCAUAUAGUAACCAAACGUAUACAAAGUAUAUGAAUGGCAACAGCUAACAGACUCGAGGGCAGAGCAUGUUAGGUUACCAGAAUAACUCUGGUUCUCUGAGGGAGAUAUGGUCCACCCCCAAAGUGCAGGAGGACCAACACCCCACAAAAGAGAUAUGUGUUCAUGUUGAAGUGAUUCAGGUCCGUUUGGGUUUAACGGGAGAUGUUGGACUAACGAUGUUGUGUGAUGUGAUGACUGUCCAUGUGUUCCAUCAGAUCCACCAGGUCCCUCAGAUCCACCAGGUCCAUCAAGAUCUACUCGAAGGCCUUUAAUCCUGGGAGUGGUUGUCUUCUCUCUGACCCUGCUGAUGGUGAUCACGGCUCUUUACUUCUACUGUAAGGUACGGACACACACCUGUUGUUCAGACCAGUGUUUC
Messenger RNA from Etheostoma cragini (Arkansas darter), 2540 nucleotides. RefSeq lists its product as uncharacterized. The record is from RefSeq and is a predicted model, not a curated record. Bases 1 to 2091 code for a protein of 696 amino acids. Gene Ontology annotation, cellular component: membrane. Lineage: Eukaryota; Metazoa; Chordata; Actinopteri; Perciformes; Percidae. The transcript is spliced from 8 exons.